AUGGCUACCUUCCAGGAUCGUGCUCAGCACGCUAUUGCUCAGCUUGACAAGGAGCUCUCCAAGUACCCUGUCCUCAACAACCUUGAGCGUCAGACCUCCGUCCCCAAGGUCUACGUGAUCCUGGGUCUGGUCGGUGUUUACACCUUCCUGGUUUUCUUCAACAUCGCCGGUGAAUUCCUUGUUAACCUGGCUGGCUUCAUCAUCCCUGGCUACUACUCUCUCAACGCAUUGUUCACCGCUGGCAAGGCCGAUGACACACAGUACUGGGUUGUUUACGCCUUCUUCGCCGUCAUUGAGAGUGCUGUCUAUGCUCCUUACUGGUUCCCCUUCUACUACAUCUUCAAGUUCGGCCUCGUUCUCUGGAUGGCUCUCCCCCAGACCAACGGUGCCCAAGUCGUCUUCCACUCUUUCAUCCAGCCUGUCUUUGGCCGCUUCUUCGCUGGCGGAAACACCUCGGCCAACCUCCGCGCCCAGGCUGAUGCUGCUACCAAGGCCCAGUAA
This is a messenger RNA of Aspergillus bombycis, 501 nucleotides long. It is a transcript of the gene yop1, whose product is annotated as putative membrane biogenesis protein (Yop1). NCBI's taxonomy places the organism in Eukaryota, Fungi, Ascomycota, Eurotiomycetes, Eurotiales, Aspergillaceae. The transcript has 5 exons. The coding region runs from base 1 to 501 and encodes 166 amino acids. The record is from RefSeq and is a predicted model, not a curated record.